AUGUCUCUCUCCCCAUGCCGGGCCCAGAAGGGUUUCAGUGCGCGCUCGGCUGGUAUGGCUCUCUCUGGAGCCAGUGGGCGGGCUGCCUUCAGUACCAGGAGCCUUGGUUCUUUCCGGGGUUGCCAAGGAGGUGCUCGAGGGAGGGCCUGGGGGUCCCGGGGAAGGCUUGGGUUAUGGACUGAAAAAGGAAAUGCUGGGCCUGGCCUUUCCCUGUGCCCUCCGGGGGGCAUUCGAGAAGUGACAUUGGACCAGAGUCUGCUGAUGCCCCUGAAGAUUGAGAUCGACCCCCAGUUCCAGGUGGUCAGGACACAGGAGACCCAAGAAAUCAGGACCCUCAACAACCAGUUUGCUUCCUUCAUUGACAAGGUGCGGUUCCUGGAGCAGCAGAACAAGGUCUUGGAUACCAAGUGGUCCUUGCUGCAGCAGCUGGAGGUGAACGACAGGCCCCGGGGCCUGGAGCCCAUCUUCGAAGGCUGCCUGGCCCAGCUCAGGAGGCAGUUGGAGCAGCUGCAGAGAGACCGAGGGGCGCUGGAUGCUGAGCUGAGGGCCUGCCAGGACCAGGAGGAAGAGUACAAGGCCAAGUACGAGCAGGAGGCCCACCAGCAUGCCAUGGUGCAGAACGACUUUGGGGUCCUUAAGAAGGAUGUGGAUGGUGUUUUCCUGGGCAAGCUGGAGUUGGAAGGCAAGCUGGAGUCUUUGAGAGACUACUUCUGCUUCUUGAAGCAUCUGUAUGAAGAAGAGCUGGGCCAGCUGCGGCCCCAGGGGAGCGACACGUCUGUGGUGCUGUCCAUGGACAACAACCGCUGCCUGGACUUCAGCGACAUCAUUGCUGAGGUCCGUGCCUGCUAUGAGGAGAUCGCACAGAGCAGCAAGGCCGAGGCUGAGGCCAUGUUCCAGAUGAAGUACCAGGAGCUCCAGGCAUCGGUCCAGCACCACGGGGACAGCAUGGAGGAGACCAAGAUGCAGAUGUCCCAGCUGCAGCAUGCCAUGCACAGGUUGCAGAGUCAGAUCGCAAACCUCAAGGAGCAGAAUGCUACCCUGCAGUCAGCCAUUGCUGAUUCUGAGCAGCAUGGGGAGACAGCUCUGAAGGAUGGCCAGGCCAAGCUGAGCGAGCUGGAGGGCGCUCUGAGAGCCGCCAGGCAGGACAUGGCUGGCCUGCUGCGGGACUACCAGGAGCUGAUGAGCACCAAGCUGGCCCUGGAUGUAGAGAUUGCCACCUACCGCAGGCUGCUGGAGGGCGAGGAGUGCAGGAUGUCGGGAGAGUGUCCCAGCCAGGUCACUAUCUCCAUGGUGGAAGGCCGUGCCUCGGCGUUUGGAGGAGUUGGCGAUGGCCGUGCGGGCGCCUGUGGCCUCAGAGGCGGGAAAGGUGGCUUUGGGUCUGGCUGUUCCAGCAUCGUGACUGGAGGCUUCCACGCCAGCCUGGGCACUGGCUGCCGUCCUGUUCUGGGUUCCUGCUCUGUGUCUGGCUCUGGCUUUAGCUCCUGCUCUGGCUCUGGCUCCAGCUCUGGCCACACCAUUGUGAAGAAGACAGAGGAGUCCAGUCUAAAGACGUCCAUCAUCUACUGA
Perognathus longimembris pacificus (Pacific pocket mouse) is the source of this 1566-nucleotide messenger RNA. RefSeq names its product keratin 78 (gene Krt78). Gene Ontology annotation, cellular component: keratin filament. Gene Ontology annotation, molecular function: structural constituent of skin epidermis. The record is from RefSeq and is a predicted model, not a curated record. The coding region runs from base 1 to 1566 and encodes 521 amino acids. NCBI's taxonomy places the organism in Eukaryota, Metazoa, Chordata, Mammalia, Rodentia, Heteromyidae. Gene Ontology annotation, biological process: keratinization; intermediate filament organization. The transcript is spliced from 9 exons.